This is a messenger RNA of Bufo bufo (common toad), 1196 nucleotides long. It is a transcript of the gene LURAP1L, whose product is annotated as leucine rich adaptor protein 1 like. The coding region runs from base 279 to 860 and encodes 193 amino acids. NCBI's taxonomy places the organism in Eukaryota, Metazoa, Chordata, Amphibia, Anura, Bufonidae. Gene Ontology annotation, biological process: positive regulation of canonical NF-kappaB signal transduction. The transcript is spliced from 2 exons. The record is from RefSeq and is a predicted model, not a curated record.
CUGAGGUUUAAAGUUUCAGCAGACCUGCAAAGUGAAUGGUAGAGGCUGCAGAGUGCCAGUGUGCCCGGGCACCGUCCACCUGACUGCUCCUAGGAGACCUGGCGCUGGAGGGCAGACAUAUGGGUGUAUAAGGAAUACUCACUAAUGACAGUGCACACCCUAAUGAAGCAGUUGUGACUUGUCACCCAGGAAGCCAUGCCUCGCUUCUCUGCCCUGCUGUAGAACCUCCUGGCAUCUGGCUGCCUCUGCCUUGUAGCGCUGCUUCCUCACACCCAGUCAUGGCCGAUUCCUCCACCCCGGACCUCAGAGAUAUAGAGAUCAAGCUGGGGCGCAAGGUGCCGGAGAGCCUGGCCAGGUCCCUGCGAGAGGAGCACGGGGACUGGAAGAAGGAUGCCACCCGCUCGGAGUGCCCGCUCAGCCCUGCCCAGUCCAGCACCCUGGAGAGGCUGGAGAGUAAGCUCCAGCUGCUGCGCCAAGACAUGAUCUACCUACGUGCUACUGAUGUGAAGUUGAUGAGACAGUUGCUCAUUAUCAAUGAAAGCAUUGAGUCUAUCAAGUAUAUGAUGGAGGAGAAGGACAUCGUCGCCAGCCAAGGAAGCAGCCUGAGCGGGAGCCUUUGCAGUUUACUCGAGAGUCGUGAGAGUUCAUUACAAGGAAGCUACACCAGUUUACAUGGCUAUAGUGAUGGGAUGGAUGAAAUAUCAGUGGGUAGUUACUUGGAUACACUGGCAGACAUUGUCCCUGGACACUGUACCCCAGAUUUUGAACAGUACAAUGAUGAACAACGGAACGGUGAUGACUAUCAACCACUAAGCAGUGAUUCCAACCAUCAGUACGAUGAGUACUAUUGCUUUAGAUAGGGCUAGCAUAUCACUCUUGUCCAUAUUGGACGAUCCACUGAUUUUGUUAAUUAUUCUAAUAGGUCAAAAACAAAACAAAUAGGAUGUACACAAGUUUUACCAGAACUUCAUAUGCUGUUCUGCUACUCGUUUUUUCAGUAUAUGUUCAGUUGCUAUUUAUUAAAUGACUUGCAAUUUUACAGUGUAUAAUGUUAUUGAUUGAAGACUGCAAUAUUAAUAAUCUGUUUUAUAAUAAAUCAGGGAAUGGGUUACCAUGAAACUGCCACGCUUUUUUACGCUAUUUUUAAUUGCUUUGUGUUUUCUAUCUUUACUCAACAAAAUAAAGCACAAUGUCAC